This is a messenger RNA of Paramecium pentaurelia, 2414 nucleotides long. NCBI's taxonomy places the organism in Eukaryota, Ciliophora, Oligohymenophorea, Peniculida, Parameciidae. The record is from the annotation of a GenBank genome assembly.
AUGAUUAAGAAUUACGGAGAUAGAUAUCAUCUUAUUGACAAAAAGGCUUUGGAAGAUAGGAAAUUAGAUAAAAAUUAACUAGAAGAAUUUGUAAAAUCAUCAGGGAUAAUCGAUAUAGGGAAAAAUUACAAUAUUGUUUCAAUUAUUGGGAGUCAAAGUACAGGCAAAAGUACAUUACUUAAUUACCUUUUUGGAACAAAAUUUGAUGUCUAAAAUAGGUAAUAAAGUGUAGGUUAAACAACAGUUGGUAUUUGGGUUUCUAAAGAUGUCUAAAAUAAUGUUGUAGUAUUAGAUGUUGAAGGAUCAGAUUCUGUGGAGAGAAAAUCAGGAGAGAAUGUAAGUGAUCCUAUUUAAUACGUAGAUGGUUGAAAAUCAAACAGCAUUAAUGGCAUUAGCUAUGUCACAUUGUUUUAUUAUUAAUGUUUUUGUUAAUGCUUUAGGUUAACAUACAAGUUGUUAAUUAUCCAUCAUCAAAAUCAUUAUGCAAUAGAAUUUAAAGCUAUUUUAAUAAGACACUGUUAAGCACAUAAUUUUUGUUGUUAGAGAUUGGGAUGAAGAUUCAAAUUAUGAAGAGGCUUCUCGUAGAUUGAAUGGUUAUUUAUUGAACAUAUGGAAUGAGAUUCCAAAAGUAAUAAUUUAACCUAUAAUUAAUAGCCUGAUCAUUAUAAAGAGACAGAUUUUCAUGAAUUAUUUAGUGUUUAAGUAUUUACAUUAGCAUAUUACAAAAUGAAAAAAGAAUUUGGUGAAUAAACAAGUGAGCUUCAUUCAAAAUUAGCUAAUUAAAAAGAUCCUAAUUUUAUUUUUAAAAAUUUUGAUUAUGAGAAAAAUGUAAGAUGGUCAGAUAUGCCAUAAUAUUUAUCAAAUAUUUGGGAGGUUAUUUCAAAUAAUAAAGACCUUAAUUUACCAAAUGAGAAGAUUCUAAUUUCUAAUAUGAGAUGUUAAUAAAUUAAAUUAGAGGCAUUGGAACGUGUUAAAUAGUUAAAUGAAGUAUAAUUAAAUAUAAUAAAAAUAUAGGAUUUAUCAAAUAGAGUAAAAGAAUAAUUUGUUGAUAAUUUUGGUUAAUAAUGUUAAACAAUAUUGAGUUUAGCUAAAAAAAUAUAUGAUACUGAUGCUAGAGAUUAUCAUGUUGAAGUGUAUAAAGAGAAAGAAAAAGAAUUAAAAGAUGAAUUGAUUAAUAAAUUCUUUACUUUCUUUUAAAGAUAAACAGAAUAACUUAAACAAUAUUAUAUGAAUAUAUUAUCAGAGAAUUUUGAGAAAUUAAAGAGAGAAAGUAUUUAAUUUAAUGAUUAAAAAUUAGGUAUUUAUAAUUUACCUGAUAAAUUAAACGAAUUAGAUUUGUUAAAGAUGAAAUUCGAAGAAUCAUUAACAAAAUCUGUAAUUGAAGUAGGAUUAUGGUAAGAAGAGGACCAUAUUAAAUUCUUUAAUUAAUAAUUCGAUAAUCAUUUAAAGUCAUUUGUAGAAGCCUAAUUAGCAACAUUUAAAUAAUAAUUAGAUAAUAUAAUAAAAUCAGAAUGUGAUAAGAUUGUGAGUUCAUAAGUCUUAAAUAUCUCACCAAAAUUUUGGUUAUAAAUUGAAAUUGAUUAUUAUCAAAUGAUUUCAGAUAAAUAUUAAAAAUAUGAUGUUUUAUUAACAGGAUUGAGGGUUUAAUAAAAAUAAAUUGAUGAUUAUUUGAAUAAAUUUGAAGAAGAUAGUUUUCAUAAUCUAAAAUAAGUAAUUUCAGUUGCAAGUGGUAGAUUUAAAGAUUAAUUAUUUCAAUAAUUCAAAGCAUAAUUUGUUAGAGCUCCUGAUGGAUAACCUAGAAAUUGGUAAAAAUUAACUGAAGAAGAAAUCUUUCAUUUCUAUACAGAAGCUAGAGAUAAAGUAUUUUCAUUAUUGGAUUUAUUGAGAAUUAGAAAAAUUAAAUACAUAAAAUAAUCAGCUAACUUUAAAUAAAAAGCUAAAACUCUUUUAAUACCAUCAGGUUAGAAAAUAUAAUAUUAAAUAUCCUCAGAUACUGAUUCUGAUGAUGUUGUACUUAAUGAAGUUUUUUAUACAUAAGUGAAAAUGCAAUUAGCAGAAGAUAUUGAUGUCUAAUAUUAAGAUGCUAUUCAAAAACAUGUAAAUUUAAAUAUGCAUUCAUUUCUUAGAAACAAGAUUUCCUUUAAAAUAUUCCAAAGCCAUUUUGGUUUUUAUUAUUAUUCUUUAUGUAUGAUGAUGUCUUAAGAUGGAUGGGUAAUCCAUUGUUCCUCUAUCCAAUCUUGAUAAUCUUAUGUUUUGUUGGAUUUUGUAUUGCUAUUGGUAAAUUAUCAAUAUUCUAUUUUAUUAGGUCUACAUAGUUUACCUAAACUAGCAUUUUAAUGGGUCUUUAAAACUUUGAAUUAAGCUGUGGUUCCAUUAAUAUUUGGAGGUAUUUCAAAAUUAAAAGGAAGUUGAAU